Moneuplotes crassus is the source of this 300-nucleotide messenger RNA. The record is from the annotation of a GenBank genome assembly. Lineage: Eukaryota; Ciliophora; Spirotrichea; Euplotida; Euplotidae.
UUAUUAAUUUAAUAAAAAGAAAACUAAAUAUGCAGCUAAUGAUCAAGACCUUGACUGGUAGAAAGCAAAGCUUCAACUUUGAUGAAGAUAAUACUAUUCUCCAAGUAAAACAAGCUCUCCAAGAGAAAGAAGGAAUCAUGAUUGAGCAAAUCAGAUUGAUUUUCGGUGGAAAGCAAUUAGCAGAUGACCAACAAAUUAGUGACUAUAACUUGAAAGCAGGAUCGACCAUCCACAUGGUCCUCCAACUCAGAGGAGGAUUCUAAAUUAUAAUUAUUCUUUUGAUAAGAUAACAAUUAUUAU